AUGUUAUCUACUUUAAGCUUCCAGUCUUUGACGGUGCUGUGUAUGAAGGGGGUGUUGGUAAUGAUGAUGGGGGCAGAGGCGGCCCCCCGUGCCCAUCCAGAGAAGACAGAGAGCCACACACGAACCACACUGCAGACACACAAGAAGCCUACAGAGUCAGAGUCUACAGGUCCCGUCACAGUAAUUCUCCCCUUGCACCUAGACCCAAAUUACUUGGUUCCUUUCCAUUCCAUCAGACCCAUUUGGAACCAUUCAAUCUCCCCAUGGACUUACAACACUACCUAUGACGAUAGACGCUUUCCCCCCAUCAUCUCGGAGGUCAGGUGCUCUCUGAAGGGAUGUCUGAACAUCAAGGGUAAGGAGGACUGGCACCUGAAGUCCAAACCCAUCUUCUACCAGAUCCUGGUCCUGAGGAAGGUGAUGGGAAGUGGGAAGAAAUGCCACUACCGGCUGGAGCCAAAGGUCAUCUCGGUGGGCUGCACCUGUGUCAGGCCUACCAUCAAACAGUAA
Salvelinus namaycush (lake trout) is the source of this 510-nucleotide messenger RNA. Its product is annotated as interleukin-17F-like. The transcript has 3 exons. The coding region runs from base 1 to 510 and encodes 169 amino acids. Gene Ontology annotation, cellular component: extracellular region. The record is from RefSeq and is a predicted model, not a curated record. Lineage: Eukaryota; Metazoa; Chordata; Actinopteri; Salmoniformes; Salmonidae. Gene Ontology annotation, biological process: inflammatory response. Gene Ontology annotation, molecular function: cytokine activity.